Messenger RNA from Botrytis fragariae, 1080 nucleotides. RefSeq lists its product as uncharacterized. Bases 1 to 1080 code for a protein of 359 amino acids. The transcript has 6 exons. NCBI's taxonomy places the organism in Eukaryota, Fungi, Ascomycota, Leotiomycetes, Helotiales, Sclerotiniaceae. The record is from RefSeq and is a predicted model, not a curated record.
AUGCCCCCUAUUUACCGGGUGCGAGACCAAACGCCCCCGCUUGAUUAUGGGCUCUCGCACCCCAUCAAACCAACCAUAAUCGAAACCGAUCCUUCCCUUGAAACAUGCCCCGCUUACAUCGCCGCUACAUCCUUAAGUUCCAAGCGCCGCGGUUUCCGUCAUUCCUGGAUAGCAUCCAUCAAUGGGUUCAACUUCAUCGGUUUGGGUGUUGGUGUUCCUAUGAAUAUUGUACUUGGAAAUACGAGCUUUGAAGUUGUUCUUUAUGGGCGUCUAAUUGAGGAAGUUGGAGCGGGUGCGUGCAUUGUUAAUAGACAAGAGUGUAUGGAUUGGAAAGAUAAGUUUGAGGGGGACUUUGAAGAGCGGAUGCUGUUGAGAUUCUCCAAGAUUCGCCAUGUUUGCUUUCCGGUUCAGGAAUUUCGCGAUAACUCCCAAUCUUCUAAGAUUUCUUCCGGCUUGCUGGCGACUUGCUGCCAGGAAACAGAACGAGAGGUUAGCGUUGGAGCGACGGCUAGCAGAGCCGCACUUAAUUGUCCAGAAGGAAUAUUUGAAUGCCUCAGCAAUUGCUCGGCGCUAUUUUCCUGCGCCUGUUGUUACGGGCAGACAAAUACUGGCCUGAACCCAUCAGAAACUCUUGGUCAACGUUUGGAUGAUCAUGCCGGAGUGGGGGGUAGAUCUGGAAACCUUCUUGUCUUCAUCGCUGAUCCUAUGUUAUAUAUAGAUCCUCGCAAUUGUCCAGAAGGAACAUUUGAAUGCCCCAACAAUUGUCCGGCUUUCUGGCGACUUGCUGCCAGAAAGCAAGAUGAGAGACUGGCGUUGGAGCGGCGUCUAGCAGAGCCGCACUUGGUGCGACGCUCUCUGCCAAAUAAAAACAAAUGGAGCAUUGGCUUUUCCAUAAAUUUUGCAUCUAAUUCCUUGCUUACCAUGAUCUCCGUCUUGGAGAUAAUCUUGAGAUCAUCUGUCCGGAAUUCGAGAGAGUUCAAGAGAGAAUUAUCUCUCUGCGCGUUCCAGUAUUCCUCAAAAGCAAAGCAAGAAGAAGAAGGCAAGGCGUUUGGGACCUUGUCUUCCUGGCUUUGGGAAUGA